Myotis brandtii (Brandt's bat) is the source of this 1963-nucleotide messenger RNA. RefSeq names its product prokineticin 2 (gene PROK2). The transcript has 5 exons. NCBI's taxonomy places the organism in Eukaryota, Metazoa, Chordata, Mammalia, Chiroptera, Vespertilionidae. The coding region runs from base 1 to 654 and encodes 217 amino acids. The record is from RefSeq and is a predicted model, not a curated record.
AUGGCCACAGUCAGAGAAUAUGCCAAGAAAAGGAGAACACGCCUCCCAGGCCCGCGCCAGGGACCGGAGAAGGAUGGCCUGGUGCGCAUCUCAUCACCCAGCCCAUGCCACGUGCCUGUCCAGCAACACCGCCCAUCCCGUAGCCACAGCGACUGGUUCCGAGGAGGGUGCCCGACAGCAGGGACCCUGGGCGCGCCCCGCAAGAAAAGUGACCAAGUGCCGCCCUCGGCGCCUUCGUCGCGCUUCCCCGCCUGCCUCGCCUGUCUCCCCGCACCCUCCUGGGUCUGGUCCUUCUCUGUCCGCGGGAAGAUGCUCUUCAGUCCCCUCAAGCUCUAUCCCGGGACGUGCCGCCUGAACCUGAACCCCGAGGCCCUUGCUGAACUGCCGGGGGCCUGGCGCAUACCCUGCCCGGCCCCCUCCUCUGCUUGCAACGACGACUUCCAGUGUGUUGGGAACACGUGCUGUGCUGUUAGCAUCUGGAUUCGGGGCCUAAGGCUUUGCACACCCAUGGGCAGAGCAGGAGACAGCUGCCACCCACGGUCCCGUAAAGUUCCAUUUUUUGGGCGGAGGAUGCUUCACACGUGUCCAUGCAUGCCUGGCUUAGCCUGCUCAAGAGCUGCAGUCAACCGAUUUGUUUGUUUAGCCCGAAAGUAAUCACUUUAGAGUAGAAACUUGAAAUGUGAGCAGCCACAUGAUGCCUGUAAAAUCUAUUCCUUGCUAUUGUUCCAGACAUAUAGUGUGCCAGACAGAAAAGCUAGUGCUUCCGCAACCUUCCAAGUGACAUUUCUAGCUUUGAUUUUUAAAAGACCUCUUUUUACUGAAAAACAUUUAGUUUGGGGUAGAAAUGUAACGUUCAAGGCAUUAUGGAACUGGUUCUCAUUUCCCUGUUUGUGUUAGGAUUUGGUUUGGCUUUUUUUAAUGCCAAUAACUCACCCAUUUUCACAAAAAUGAGGACAAUAAGAAUUUGAUAUUUUGUUACAGACACUUCUUUUUUCUUAAACCCUUCUCUCCCAUCCCUGCCCCCCACACACAUCCUUGCUCACCCUUUGGUCUCUCACUCCUCAAAGAAUUUUAAGGCCCUCACUUUGUUCUUUGCCAUUUACCUCCCUAUCCUUGUGGCAUUUUAAAAUAUGUGUGUGGUGGGGGAGGGGUGUCCAUAUCGUCCAGUUUGCUGGUGGAGUCACUGAUGAAAAUCAAGCUUCUUGAUGAUGUUUAAGCAGUGACGAGUGGAGAGCUACACUAGACCCCUCAGCAUCUCUGACAUGGAGUGAGGGUGGGAGCUGCUAGACGCCCAUGGAGCCCGUCUGCGCAGGCCUCAGGUCUGCUGGGACCGUGUGAGGACAAAGGAAUGGAGGGACAAAUUAAUUUAGUCCAGAUUGAUAGGUGGAUUUUUAAAGAAUUCCUGAUACAGCAGUGUUUUCAGCUGGUGUGCCCCUGCACACUGGUGAGCCACAAGAAUUUUUGACACCUGCAACACCUGCCUCUUUCCCUUAGAUUGUCAAAUUAAAAAUGACAACAGCUAACACACAAUAUCCAUCUGGUGUGAACGACUCAAAUUUAUACUUUUUUUUUGUCAGACUGGCAAAAUAUUCUUUUUGGCGUGCUGCAGAGGUUCAGUAAUUAGUUUAUGUGCAAGUCGCUACAGUACAGUAUUACAUAAUUUCUUUUUUAUGAAGCUAAUUUUAUUAGAAAACUCUUGUAGUUAGAGAUGUUCCCAAAAAUGUCACUUGAAGAGGAAGUACUGGUUUUAUUAUGGCAUAAAACUAGUUAUCCUUUUAAAAUUGGUUUUAACUUGUAAUUUAAACUUCAUUUGUAACCAAAAGUUCUAUCGUAAUGGAUUGCCUGCCAUUUGUACCUGUAUCACUAUUGCUGUGUAAAAAUUCUGUAUCAGAAUUUCUGUAUCAAAAAUCCUGUAUCAGUACUGUAUACCCCUUGAUUUAUUUUAAUAUUAUAUCCUUAUUUU